This is a messenger RNA of Ictalurus furcatus (blue catfish), 4969 nucleotides long. It is a transcript of the gene enah, whose product is annotated as ENAH actin regulator. Gene Ontology annotation, molecular function: profilin binding; SH3 domain binding. Lineage: Eukaryota; Metazoa; Chordata; Actinopteri; Siluriformes; Ictaluridae. The coding region runs from base 2204 to 3958 and encodes 584 amino acids. The record is from RefSeq and is a predicted model, not a curated record. Gene Ontology annotation, biological process: actin polymerization-dependent cell motility; actin polymerization or depolymerization; axon guidance. The transcript is spliced from 15 exons.
UUGGAGACAUGAGUACAUCCAGAAUCGUGCAUAAAGGAAGAGUUUUUAGUGCCAAGUUACUUAAAACACUGAACGGGAUGAGAGAGAGAGGGAGAGAGAGAGAGAGGGGGAAAAUCUGAGGGGUUAAGGCAGCUUAACUGGGAGCAUGACUCAUCACGCUCUUAUUGCCAUGUUUGGUGCUAAAGCUCCAUUUCACCUCCAUGUGGACUUGAUUAAGAGAAUCAGACCUAUCGCUGGAGUCUGAGGGAGGAAAUGGAGGUAGAAGAAUGUGUGAAAGUAUCGUUCGGAGUGUGUAUUUAUUUAUUUAUUUAUUUAUUUAUUUAUUUAUUUUAGGGCUAGCUUCAGUGUGAUGGUAUCCCGUGAGGUUUGUCGAAACGUUUCAGUGCAAGCCGUAAAGAAUCCUUGUCUUCUGUAGGGUGUCGUGGCUGACGAAGCGAUUUAUUUGUGUGUGUGUGUGUGUGUGUGUGUGUGUGUGUGUGUGUGUGUGUUUUGUUUGUUUGUUUGUUUGUUUUUGCUUCCCAUCUGUGCCGUGUUUCCGUGCGUGUUCGGUCGGUCCUCACGAGAUUGCGAACGGACCACGCAGCAAGGGACGACCGGCGAGGCCGCUCCUCGGGCUUCAUUUAAAUCCGCACAAAAGGGAGAAUUUGAAUAACAAAGCGCACGCUUUUACGCCUUCAGACGCUUCCGGCCUUCGCUCGUCGUCUGAAAUCGAGCCCAUGGCGUUUCCCGACGCCUGAGCCGACCAUGCGUUCGAGAUCGGAUUUGGCGCGUAACUGUCGGAUGUGAAACCCAGGCCGUCAUAAGUACAUGUAAUGUUCGCUGACGGAACAGGUUUUACACGUGCAUGCUCUUCCGAAGCGCACGUAAAGAUUUAUUAAAGCAGAUCGUGUGUGUGUGUGUGUGUGUGUGUGUGUGAGAACAGAAAACACGGUUUACAGUAGCACAGAUCGUGGCUUCGUUCCACACCGCAUUCGCAUCUUUAUUUAAACAGGUACUUUGCUUUGAAAUAUCUUUGCAGUCCCACUUUUCUCAUCUGUGUGUAGUGUGGUGGUGGUGGUGGUGGUGGUGGUGUGUGUGUUGUGUUUUUUUGUCUUUUUUUGGUAGUCUGGCUGAACAUCAUCAACAUGAUGAUAUUAAAAGAUUUAGAGAUUAUGGUGUCAGCGCUGUGGGCGGACGAGACUCAGAAGGAAGACAGACUGGUGUUUUGGGUGGUGGUUUUUUUUGGUUCAGGCCUCAUCAGCUUAAGAUUAAUCCAUGCGUGCAGAUCCUGUGCUGCUGGUGUGAUUAACCCCCAACCAGAUCCAAUCCACCCGCUACAACGCUUUCCUCGUCUGAUUUCACUUAGACUUUCAUACAUGUGGGUUGGUAGAGUAUAUAUGUAUGUAUGUAUGUAUGUAUGUAUGUAUGUAUUUAUUUAUUUUUCUCGAUUUCACACACUUUUUCUAAGUUCAUUGAUGGCUGGUUCUUAAAGGAAUAGUUGAGUGGUACUUCCUGACUCUUUGGUGGUCCAUACAGAGCUUUGAGUACCGUAGUCCCUGUCCCUGACCCUGUGUGUGUAUCGAGCCACGUUUGCUGCUGUUUUUGGAUUGUCCCUGUUCAUUUGCUCACCAGUGUUAAAAUGAACAGUCCCUUUUUUCCCUCCACCGACUUAAAACUGGCGUCUAUUAAACGCCUCGACUUUAGACGAGGUUGUUGUUGUUUUAAUGAGGAAAAAGGAUGACCGAGUGAUGAGUCAAGUAUUUUGUUUGGAACGAGUGUGCUGCUUCUGAGGUCAAAGCGGUUGAGUGAGCAUCGCGUUAUUUUUAAAGACGGAUCACGCAAACGCAUCUUUGUCGCACCGCUACGUCGCUAACGAUCAGAAGCUCCUGACGGUGAAACGCGUUUCCUGAACUCGUUGUAAAAUCGCUCGUCGUGUGAAGAAUUUAGCGCGGAUAAGAUGAGAUGCAGCGACGGACGGGCGGAGGUUUCCGAGCCCCCUGAAACAUGAAGUGAGCUCAUGACGAUGCCUUUCGGUCAGCGGGUUUAUUCCGGGUGCGAGAGGACAUUCUUUAGCGGCCAGAUUUAGCUCUGAAGGGUGGGGGGUCUACUGGGAGGACUUGUUCAGGAUCCUCACAGAGCGCUCAGACCUCUCAACUGAACACAGAGAAGACGGUGAGGCAGGAAGACGUUCUUCUGAAACGCGGAGGUUUAGAGGAACGUGGCGAUGACGCGUGACGUUGAGCAGAGUAUCUGUCAGGCCCGGGCCGCUGUCAUGGUGUACGACGACGCCAACAAGAAAUGGGUUCCAGCCGGAGGUUCCACGGGUUUCAGCAGAGUCCACAUCUAUCACCAUACAGGGAACAACGCUUUCCGGGUGGUGGGCCGCAAAAUUCAGGACCACCAAGUGGUGAUAAACUGUGCCAUUCCCAAGGGACUCAAAUAUAACCAGGCAACGCUGACUUUCCAUCAGUGGCGCGACGCACGGCAGGUGUAUGGUCUUAACUUUGGCAGCAAGGAGGAUGCUAAUGUGUUUGCCAGUGCCAUGAUGCAUGCUCUGGAGGUGCUCAACUCUCAGGAUGCAGGCCCCACGCUGCCAAGACAGAGCCCUCAGGUGCAGAAUGGCCCCUCGCCAGAGGAGCUGGAAAUGCAGAGACGGCAGCUGCAGGAGCUGCAGCGUCAGAAGGAGCUCGAGCGCGAGCGUCUCGAGCACGAACGUCAGGAACGUGAGCGGCUGGAGCGCGAGUCGCUGGAGCGCGAGCAUCAGGAGCGCGAGCGCAUGGAGAGGGAGCGCGCAGAGCAGGAGCGUCUGGAGAGGUUGGAGCGGGAGCGCCAGGAGCAGCUGGAGAGCGAGCGUGCCGAAUGUGAGCGGCUGGAGCGCGAGCGUGCCGAGAGGGAAAGGCAGGAGAGGGAGCAUCGGGAGCAAAUCGAGCGAGAGGACUCGGACAGAGGACGACGCGUCUCCAACGCUGCCUGCCCUGCCAAUGCUGAUUGCUCUGUAAACUCGGUGCUGGGAGACUCCUCUGCUCCAGAGCCGGGUAAGGCCUCUUCUGUCUGUCUCUCUGCCUCCACUAACCCACUAAACCAAGAAAGGGAUUCGGUGCAGGCUGUUCCCACCCUGCCUCCUCCACCCCCUCUCCCACCCAGCUCCACUGUGACCCCAACUUCUGCUGGAGCCCCUCCCCUUCCUGGUCCACCUCCACCUCCCCCUCUCCCCACCACACUUACUCCCACAGGUCCGCCUCCUCCGCCUGGACCACCUCCACCUCCAUCUGGUCAGGUCCCGCCUCCUGCUCCUCCUCCGCCUCCGGCGCCGCCUCUACCCUCUGGUCUUUUUACUCCCUCCCCCACUGGCGAUGACAACAAGGCCUUGUCCGGCCUGGCAGCUGCCCUCGCAGGCGCCAAGUUACGGAGAGUGUCGAGGAAUGAAGAGCCGUCUAGUGCGGCCGUCGGAGGUGUGGUGGCUCCUGGUGCCGCCAAGCCCGAGGCUGCCCGAGGAAACGGUCCUCUGCCUGGAGGAGGAGGAGGAGGAGGAGGACUCAUGGAGGAGAUGAGUGCCCUACUGGCCAGGAGAAGAAGAAUCACAGAGAAAGGAUCAUCACCAGAGCCUGAGCCGAAAGCGGAAGAAGUCGAAGCAACCAUUACUCCAAAAUUGUCGGCCUGUAGCACACCAGACAUGCCCAGAAAGCCAUGGGAAAGGACAAACACUAUAAACGGUAGCAAAUCCCCAGUCAUUGGAAGACGGGAUGCACCAUGGAGAAAUCAGAUGAGUACUGAAAAGUACUGCGAUUCCUUAAACAGGCCAAGGUCUACGCCCACUCCUACUGGAUCCCUAAGUGCCAAUGGAGUGCCAACAGAAACUCUGGACUAUGAUAGAUUGAAACAGGACAUUCUGGAUGAGAUGAGGAAGGAACUGUCAAAACUGAAAGAAGAACUUAUUGAUGCGAUCAGGGAGGAGUUGGGCAAGUCCAGCUCUGCAUAGGAGACCAUGACUCCCCAACUAUUUCCCAACCAUGGUCCAUCACUCAAGGCCAGCUUCAGUUCUGACACUUUCUAAAAAUGCAGUGGUAAUGGACAUUUUACAAAAGCAUUUUAAACUUGUGGUGAUAACAAUAACCGUGCUAAUUCCGAAGAAGCAUUUGAUGGCGAUGCCAUUUUAGGGCUACAAGUACCAAGAAGAGAUGCCAUAGGUGUGAUUUCAGGCUGUGGAAUUUCCCUCAAUGUUCCAACUAGCGAGUGGAUCGCAGCCUUUAUAAAGAAGUGACUGUCAAUAUGCAAAAGAUUACUCUAUCAUAGAAAGAUGAGCAAUCGUUUUCGAGGAGGAAAAACACAACCUGUUACUGAACUGUAUACUGUAUUAAUCAUUGAAGAGUGACUGUACUUUCCAGCAGGUGACAUUCAUUAUUUGGCACAUUUGCUCAGCAAAGGACAGUCCUAUUUGGUCAGAUUAGCGGGAAGUAGCGCUUAGCUUAGCUUAGCUUAGCUUGGCUUGCUUCACACGGCUGAGGAAAACCUUUAGAGUCAGUCCAGACAAGCAGCUGAAGGACCGGGUUGUAGUUUCUUACUGCAGGACUUUGUAAAGCUCGUCUUCCUGAUAUCAUUAUAAUCCGAGUAUGUACUUUAACGACAAAAUAGAUAUUCUUCAACUCGUUUAAUUAUGUCUGUUCUAAUAUAUUCCAUGGCCAUAUGAAGUAGCUUAGUCAUGCAAUCUGAGGAUAAUCAGCAUCAGUUUUGGUAAUUACCCAGGGACAUUCAGAGAUGAAUGCUCAAAAGUCUAUCUCAUGAACCACUGUACGAUAUUAAUUACCGUUGUUUUGUAUGUUGGGAAAAUGGCUUGGAAUGAUCGGGUGAGAUGAUGCCUCUCUACUGUAAUUCAUUGUAGCUUUUUACCAAAUAGUCUCAGUCAAAAUCAUGGGUGAAAUGCCAAUCUCAACAAGACCGCAUCUGUAGAUAGUGCUAAUAACAACUAGCCUCUUUUUUUCUUUCUUUCUUU